GUCUUAUUAAUCCUCUUAACAAGCCUAAAAUGUCUCCUUUUUAAUAUAAACCCACUUGAUACGAUGUCUAAUUAGUGGAACUCAACAACUGAUUAUGACAUCCAAACUCUAAUUCAUUUUCUAAUUCUUCUCCGAUCAUCAAUAACUUUUGACCAUUAACCUAUUUAAACCAACAAAUUCAUUUACUCUGCACACUGCACAAACUUUCCUUUUUUUUGGGUCCAAAAUCUUAAAAAUGGGUCAUCAACGAGAACGGGCGAAGCUAAGAUUUUGUAAAGACACGGUUCGUGUUAUUGGGAUUAUUUUUUCAUUAGUGUUGUUGGGGUGGAUAGUUCAUAUGGGUUAUAAGUUAACAACAGAAACCACAGAAAUUGAAUCUGGUGAUGCUGAGGGAUGUUCUUUGGCUCUUGUGUUCGGGGCGAUCACGGUCGGGUUAGGUUUGAUCUAUUUUAUUAUUGGGUUGAUGAUUGUUGCUGAGUUAGCCUUGGAUGUGUUGGCUUGGUUAGAAAAAGAAGGAUCAAUCAAUUACAAAGAAAAGGAGCACAGGACUGUUUGUCAGAUGAUCAUACAAAUUACAGCAACCAUGGCUUCCAUGUCAAUGCUUACAUGGGCAAUAUACUAUGGUUAUAAGCUAGCAUCAGAAGCUCAAAGGGUGGUUGUGUACAACCGGUUGGCGUUCUUGAUAGGAGUUAUUACAAUGGCUUUUGGCUUCAUCUAUUUCAUUAUUGGGAUUGCUUUAGUAGCAGAUUCUGCACUACAUUUCACUGAUAGAUUACAACAGAGUGGCACUCAAAGCGAUCUAAUCUCAGACGGAGACAUCCAUGAAAGUCUUCUGGUGUAAGGCGUUCAAACGCAUCACUGACUACAGUUUUCUUUUCGGAUUGCUAACACGCUGACACUGUAAAUGAGUAAUGAGUAAUGACAUUCGGGCAUGUAAAUCGAAAGGGCUCGAGACUCGAGUGCUUCGUGGGAAAGCAGAGACCGAGCAAGCAGUCGAAUUUGAUCAACAACUCAAGACACAAUCAUCAGGAAACAGGAAUGCCUCCUUACCCAACAUUUGUGGAUUUUUUUGUUUUAGAAGAAGCAAAUCAAUUGGUUAAUAGCUUAUAGUUGCACAUUGCAUAUUGCACAUUUAGAUCAUGGAACUAAAUCCAGAUCAUAAUAUAACUAAAUGUAGAUCAUGUAACUCCAUGUCGUUUUUCGAGCUAAUUGAUGUGUAAUUAUUUUCACUUUCUGUUGUCAUUUCAUAUUUUUUUUGGUGUUUUCGAGGUGGUUACGAGCUUAUUA
This is a messenger RNA of Amaranthus tricolor (Joseph's coat), 1287 nucleotides long. RefSeq lists its product as uncharacterized. Lineage: Eukaryota; Viridiplantae; Streptophyta; Magnoliopsida; Caryophyllales; Amaranthaceae. The transcript has 2 exons. Bases 236 to 841 code for a protein of 201 amino acids. The record is from RefSeq and is a predicted model, not a curated record.